AUGACCGUCACACUCAUCUUGCUCGCUGCCUUUGCGACACUUCUCUUUUGGAAAGUGCAUAGAACCUUUAGUUUCUGGAACGACAAAGGCGUACCCCAUGUUGGCAUUUAUGGCUACCUGGUCUACGCGUACGACAUGUUCACAAAGCCCAUGUACGAGACUGUACGCAAACACUACAAGCGUAAUGGACGAUUUUACGGAUCCUACCAAGGCCUCGCUCCGAGUCUCUAUGUCGCAGAGCCUGAACUCCUCGCCGAUGUAUUUGUCAAAAAAUUCAAGUCAUUUGCGGACAGAACGAUUGGACAAAAGCUGGGGAAAGGUCAUAGACAGAGAGCCAUCGCUAAUCUUUCCGGAGACGAGUGGAAACACGCCCGCACCAUUAUUACGCCCGCCUUCACGGGCAAUAAACUCAAGGCAUCAGUUCCGAGGAUUGCUAAGGUCACCGAAAGGUUAACGGCCCGGUUAAGAAAACAUGCCAAGAACGGAACUCCGGCUGCUGUAAACGAGCUCUUCCAUAGCUGCGCGAGAGACGCAACAGCCGCCGCGGUAUUCAGCUUUGACAUGGACAGUCACGUGGACAAGAAGCAUCCACUGAUGGUGUGUUUCAAGACGCUGUUCGCUGAAGUGGUUCCCAGCUGGAAGUUUCUGCUUGUGUUUACGAUGCCCACCGUCUUAAAAUAUCUACGGCCGAAUAUCGAAGCAAAAGGGGACACGGAUGACUUGAUUCAUUUUGUGGGGCUGGUGGCCAAGGACCGGAGGAGCAAACAAAAAAGAGAUGACGACAUCCUGCAGCUGUUCCUCGACAGUGGAUAUGUGGAUAGCGACGGGAACGUCGUCGAAGCCGUGAAACCUUCUUCUGAUGGCGGAAAACCCCUGACGAUCGUGGACAUCGCCGCCCAGUGUCGACUCUUCUUCGCUGCUGGCACCGACACCGCGAUGGCGGCUAUGAUGGCCAUGGCGCACUUGCUCGCUCUUCACCCGGAAUGUCAAGAGAAGCUCAUCAGUGAAAUAGACGCUACCGUGGAAAAAGAUGGGGUAACAUACGAGAGCAUUCAGUCCAUGCAUUACCUCCAUGCCUGUGUAAAGGAGACGAUGCGCUUGUACCCAGGUGCCAUGUUCCUGAUGAGGACUUGUACUCAAGAAACGACGCUCGCUGGAAUCAACUUCAAACCUGGAAUGAAUGUGGACAUACCAGUAGUCGGCAUCCACUAUGACCCGGAGUUCUACCCUGACCCCGAGUCGUUCAAACCGGAAAGAUUCCUGCCUGAAAACAAGGACUCUCACACACCGUACACGUUCCUUCCGUUUGGCAGUGGCCCGAGAAGUUGCGUGGGAAUGCGGCUGGGGUAUCUGACAGUCAAAGUUGUUAUGGUCUGCCUACUACAGCACGUCAAGUUUGGCACCUGUCCUGAGACGAUGAUUCCUUUGAAGCUGAAAGCAAGGUGUCUUCUACCAGUGCCAAGACAACCAGUGAUGCUUAAGAUUUAUUCUCGCACUUAGUGCUCGGCGUGGAGGUUCACAUCUUCAUUAGUGGAGCCAUUUCAUUAUCACACUCUAUAUGACAUGAACACCCGAUUCGGUCUUAAUCUGCGUUUACGGUCCU
This is a messenger RNA of Ixodes scapularis (black-legged tick), 1603 nucleotides long. RefSeq names its product cytochrome P450 3A5-like. The record is from RefSeq and is a predicted model, not a curated record. Gene Ontology annotation, molecular function: iron ion binding; monooxygenase activity; heme binding. The coding region runs from base 1 to 1500 and encodes 499 amino acids. NCBI's taxonomy places the organism in Eukaryota, Metazoa, Arthropoda, Arachnida, Ixodida, Ixodidae. The transcript is spliced from 14 exons.